Bactrocera oleae (olive fruit fly) is the source of this 10366-nucleotide messenger RNA. The record is from RefSeq and is a predicted model, not a curated record. NCBI's taxonomy places the organism in Eukaryota, Metazoa, Arthropoda, Insecta, Diptera, Tephritidae.
AAAGAAUAUUAUCUCGAAAAGUUCUUUCAUCCUUAGGCUUUUGUUGAACCUCUCGUACUCGAAGAAGGAGUGGAUCAUCUGUUAAAAUUAAGUGAAUACAGUUAAUAUUUAGUAAUCAAACUACCGGCAAUAAAAGUUAUAAUUCGAGUGUCUUUCACUCCAAUCAAAAACAUCAUUUCUAAAUCAAAAGUAUUGAGUAAAACAAAUUGUAAAUGUAAAGUCAAUAUGAAUUUACUAAAAGGCAUUGUGGCACACAGAGUUCCCUACACUACUAGUAUGAUCGCUAUGAUAAGGCGAAGCACAUACUGCAGUGGCGGAGAGACCGCGAGUAAAUGAGCACCAAAGAGUACCGAGGCAGCGGUGCUGGUUUCACUCAACGAAAUUCAAUAAGUCUGUUUCCUUCUACAGCCAAGGUAGGCUCUAAAAUAUUUCAAAGUUAAAAAAAAAACUCUUGAGCGUCAAAUCCUGAAAUAGUCGUACAAAUGGGUAAAUUGUCUCCCUCUCUACCCACAAUUUUUGCAGAAGUUAAGAACACAAUCAAAAUUGCAUCAGUUCAGUGAAAGCACGUCUUCUCUAUAACGCAAUUAUAGACCCUGCUAUCGCUGGUGUAGCGCGCAUUAGUACGACAACGGCCUUACGACUCAUCACAUUACAUUAGGUACUCAUAGAAGAGACGACGUCGAGCUACCGUGAAUUACCACUGCACUCAUUACAAUUAGUUCGAGUGCGUUGUUUCGCGGGUCGCCAUCGGACAAUUCGUCGGCAAACAUAUGUGAGCGUUCUGUUAUAUGGGGUAGCUAAAAAUAUGUGUGGAAUAUAUUUUAGGUCCUCGGCACUAUUUAUAAAUAAAAAUUAAUUAUAAAUCGCACGAAUAAAAUACUAUGGUUACUAAUAAUUGUGUUCACGUUCUCGCAGUCGUCCCCUUUGUAUUCCGCUUAAAAAAGAGAAAUCGCAUAAUACGGUUACCUUUAAACCGACGUUAAGAGGAAAUCAAAACAACAAUAAAAAUAUUAACAAAAAGUUAUAUUUCUUGUUUCAAAUAUUUAUUUAAAAAUUUUAACGUCUUUGGUUCUGCUUUGAGCUACUUUCCUCGUUUAUGUCGACGGCUCUCAAUCGGUCUCGUAGAAACAUCAAUUGCUCCUGCUCCGCAAUGCCAUCAUACAACUACAAACCGUAUAAGUUAUAUUUGAGGAAUGUGUAAUUCAACAAAAAAAAAAUUAUUAUUUAUAAAAAUAUCUUCCACACUGGGCUGCGAAGAGUUUUGCUAAGCGAUUAAUUAAGAUUUUAAUAAAACCGUAAUUACAAAGUAAGAAUGCUCUCUUCAAUUCCAAAUUAAGAUGAAAAUCGCUUGUACAACAUUAUUGAGCAAAAAAAGGUUUUAAAAAUCGCUUAGGCCAAGUCGAUUAAAUACUCUGGCAAACGCUAUUUCUUACCUGUUUUCCUUGAGGUUUGAAAAAUAAUUUACUGGCACCUAGUAUCUUGUGGGUUGGAAUCAGAGAAUCAAAAACGACCAUAAAUUAAACAACCAAACCAAUGGCAACACAACAACAGCGAUGCUAGUCUUUCAAACACGGACAAAGCCAAGCGCCGAUCGCAAAAAAAACUAUACUACGAAAUGUUAGAGUGUGUUUAGAAUAACUUGAAACGAAAUUAUAUAAUUAAAUUCUUUCAAAUUCUUUAAACUAAAAUUCUAAUCGCAAAAAGUCAUUGUUAUACCUACGAAUCAUAAAAAGUAAAAAUUUUUCAUUAAAAAUCUAGCUGUGUAAAGAGCAAAUAUACACCUAUACUACAUUAAAAAAGCCUACAAAACCAACAACUAUGCAGCUUCGUAGUUUAGUGCAGCACAAUUCGCACAGUAGAACGAUUACAGGCAGUCGGUGAAGCGCACAUGCUUUAUUAGUCCAAAAAUAAAUUUAAAUUUAAAUCAAAUAUAUAUAUAUAUAUAUGUAUAUGUAUAAAUAUUUUUAUUAAGUAGAAGCAGCAUUAGAAGCGUUAUGCAAUAAAAAAAAACUAAACAACAACACAUAUUGACAUAUAUAUAAUCGAUAUACACACACCCUUAAGGCAAAUAGCAUAAAUAAAGUAAUUGUAAUCAUAGCAUUAGUUAAUUAAAACGAAAGGGCAAAUUCGAGCGCUAACUAGUACGCAAAAUACUUUACAAAUACAUACAUAUACAUAAAUAGCAACAAAGCACGAGCUUCCUAGUAGAGACCUCAGCAAUUAAGAAAAUAUGAAAAGCGAAAAUUAACACACAACAAAAAGCGUAAAAAUAUUCAAACAACAAAGUACACAUAUUCAUUGCGUCACAUGCAGUUUUGUACAUAAAUCGAAAGAAAGCUGAAAUCUGACAGCUGCAAGGCAUCAUAUAAGCACAGAACCGCAUUACAUAACAUAUUGACAUAGUGAGUAAGAACCAUCAGCUUGUAAGAUAAACUCACGUAAUCACGCUUCAAUUGACAAACUGAGCGCACGCUUAAUUUAGAAAGGAGUAGCAACGCAAUCAUCAACUUCAAAGCUGUAGUGAGCCGACGCGCACAGCAUCAACAAUUGCCGACACGCCUACAAAGCCACCCACACAUAUACACAGCCACGAAACAGUUAUUGAACACACUCGCUAAAGUCCAAAGCAACCGUCCAAUUUGCGAGCCACAACGGUGUCAACGAAAUACAACCCACCAAACGACGGUUCAAGUUGGUGUAGUUGAGUUGGCACGAUCGAUUGCGAGAGCUUUACGCAGCAUUACUUCACUUAUGGCGAAAGAUCGUGUCCGGAGCGUUUAAAAUUUGCAAAAGAAACUUCAACACCAAUACGCAAACGAAGGAAGAAGAAGAAAAGCACACGAGCACAAAAAAUGGCGCUAAUUAUGGUAAAUAGACAGCGAUCCAGUCGCGAUUGCACUAUUUUGGCGAUCUUCUGUCUGCUCUUGGUGUGCACAACAACGCUUAGACUUGUCUACGGCGCUGAGACGCCGAACAACGGUAGCAUCAAUAAUUUGGAUGCCGUUGGCAACAAACCAAAUGAUGAUAAAGUGACUCGUAAUACGGACGUGGCGGGGGCAAACUCGGACGUGAGUGCUGUUGCUAAAGCCGGCGGUGCCGGUAGUGGUGGUGGAGGCGACGUGGCAGACGUUGGCGGUGACACACCGAAAGCAAAUCAGAAUAAUAAUAAUGAUGCUGUUGGUAGCAAUGAUAACGGUGUUGUUGAUGGUGAUGAUGAUGAUGAUGAUAAUGGUAAUGCUGAUGAUGCUAAUGAUGGCGAUAAUGUUACCGCCUUGUCGCAGCACAGCGGCAGUUCAUUGCAAUGCAAAGACGGUCUGGUGCUUAAAGUUUGGAUGCCAAUUGACAAUGUGAGUACCGGCGAUCGCGUUGCGCGGGGCCUUGUGUACUUCCUGGCGAUGACGUAUUUGUUCAUUGGCGUUUCAAUUGUGUCAGAUCGUUUUAUGGCGGCGAUUGAAGUGAUCACGUCCAAGGAGAAGGAGGUAGUUAUCAAGAAAAAGGGCGGCGAAACACAGGUGGUUGUGGUGCGCGUCUGGAACGAGACCGUUGCCAAUUUGACGCUGAUGGCGUUGGGUUCCAGCGCGCCGGAGAUACUCUUGUCCGUUAUUGAAAUGUUUCAGAAGGGUUUUGAAGCUGGCGAUUUGGGUCCGGGCACAAUUGUCGGCUCGGCCGCUUAUAACCUAUUUGUCAUUAUUGCCCUUUGUAUUGCCGUCAUACCGAAUGGUCAAGUGCGCAAGAUCAAACAUCUUCGGGUAUUCAUUGUAACGGCCGCUUGGUCUCUGUUUGCCUACGUUUGGUUGUACUUGAUCUUGGCGCAGAUUUCACCGGGGCGCGUCGAAGUCUGGGAGGGUCUAUUGACAUUCAUUUUCUUCCCCACUACCGUGCUGACGGCUUAUAUAGCCGACAGACGUUUGUUGAUUUAUAAAUAUCUUGACAAGAACUAUCGCAUGAAUAAGCGAGGCGUUAUUGUGAGCGCCGAGGGCGACGCCGUACUUGAGAUGAAUCGUCAUGAAAGCAUCAAGGAGCUGGCCGAGAAUGAAGAGAUGAAAGACUUCGAGGAUGCACGACGUGAAUACAUUUCAACGCUGAAAGAACUGCGUAAGAAGUACCCACAAAGCGAUCUGGAGCAAUUAGAAAUGAUGGCACAGGAGCAAUUGAUUAAUCGAGGCCCCAAAUCACGCGCUUUCUAUCGCAUACAAGCCACCCGUAAGAUGAUGGGCAGCGGCAAUAUAAUGCGCAAAGUGCAGGAGCGUGCUCUCACCGAUCUCAAUGAGGUGAAAGCACAGCUGCAGCGCGUCGAAGUGGAGGCCGAAGACGAUGAUACGACGGUACGCAUCUGCUUCGAGCCCGGCCACUACACUGUCAUGGAGAGUUGUGGUGAAUUUGAGUUGCGCGUUGUGCGUCGCGGUGAUUUAUCCGGUUAUACGACCGUCGAUUAUCAAACCGAAGAUGGUUCCGCCGAAGCCGGUAGCGAUUAUAUUGGUAAGAAGGGUGUACUCACAUUUCCGCCGGGUGUCGAUGAGCAACGCUUCAAAAUUGAAGUUAUCGAUGAUGAUGUUUUUGAACAAGACGAACAUUUUUAUGUGCGUUUAAGUAAUCCGUCGGAUCCGGCAAUACUAGCUGUGCCAAAAGUGGCCACUGUUAUGAUACUCGAUGAUGAUCAUGCGGGUAUAUUUGCCUUCAAUCAGAAGACGCAUGAUUUUGCUGAAUCUAUUGGCACAUACGAUUUGAAGGUGCAACGUUAUUCAGGUGCUCGCGGGAAGGUAAUCAUACCGUAUUGGACAGAGGAUGGUACUGGCAAGGCAGGCAAGGACUACGAACCAGUGCAGGGAGAGUUGGUGUUCGAAAAUAACGAAACUGAAAAAUUCAUUCCGCUGGGAAUCAUUGAGGAAGGCAGCUAUGAAAAGGAUGUGCUAUUCUACGUCAACAUCGGUGAACCCAUCAUUGCGCCAGAUAAUAGCAUUAAAACGGAAGCACUUAAAUUUCUAAACAAGUUUCUCGACGAUGAAAUGGUAGGACUUAUUGAGGCCGCCGAGAAGAAGGCACCGGAGGAACUAACGGAGGAGGACAAAAUGGCGUUACUGGGUCGUCCCAAGUUGGGCGAGGUGGUGCGUGCCGAGCUGCGCAUCAAGGAGAGCAAAGAAUUUAAGAACACUGUGGAUAAAUUGGUGCAAAGGGCGAAUGCGUCACUGCUGAUUGGCACAUCGUCGUGGAAGGAACAGUUUGCGGAUGCGUUGACGGUAACUGCUGGCGAUGAUGAUGGCGAAGGUGAGGAUGAUGGGCCUUCAUCACCUUCAUGCUUCGAUUACAUAUUGCAUUUUCUAACGCUCUUCUGGAAAAUCUUAUUCGCAUUCAUACCGCCAACAGAUAUUGCCAACGGUUAUGUGUGCUUUGUUGUUUCGAUAUGUGGCAUCGGCCUGGUGACAGCACUAAUUGGUGAUGUGGCAUCGCAUUUCGGUUGCACGCUCGGCGUAAAGGAUGCGGUAACGGCGAUUUGUUUUGUAGCGCUCGGCACCAGUUUGCCAGAUACAUUCGCCAGUAAAGUGGCCGCCAUACAGGAUAAAACUGCCGAUGCGAGUAUCGGCAAUGUGACAGGUAGUAAUGCAGUGAAUGUCUUCCUUGGUAUCGGUGUAGCGUGGACCAUGGCCGCUAUAUACCAUGAAUCGCAUGGACGGGCCUUCAAAGUGGAGGCGGGCACCUUGGCAUUCUCAGUGACACUUUUCCUAUCGGGAGCUGUGAUUGCCGUUUUCCUGAUAAUGUAUCGGCGUAAGAAAUCCAUUGGCGGCGAAUUGGGCGGCCCCUCACCACAAAAAUACAUACAUAGCGCCAUUUUCUUUAGUCUGUGGUUAAUGUACCUAAUAAUGAGCACUUUGGAAGCGUACGGAGUCAUCCAAGGAUUCUAAAGGAGCACAAAACAAAACGGUCACAGAUUGUAUGGAUAACUACUACUACAUACAUACUUACAUACAAACUUACCAACUUACUAUCUUCUUAAUAGCCAAAAACAAAAACUAAAUAAAUUGACAUACACAGACACACUCAUACAAGCAUAAAAAAUACAAAUUUAUAGGCAUCCAAUAUAUAAUAAGCCCACAUACAUACAUACAAGCGUUACUAAUGCAUAAGGUACAAUUUAAACAGCAAAUUUGACUUGAAUUAAAGUGGAAAUAAAAACUAUUUGCGAGUAAAAAAAAAACAUAAGUGCAAAAGUAUUUUACAGUAUAUCACAAAAAAAAUUUAAUUUAAAAUUUGUUUAGUAAAAAUUUAUUAAAUUAUAAUUACAAUUUGCACUGUCUUCAUAAAUAGUUAUAAAAAGGAAAAGAUUUAAGAAACCAAAAAUUUGUACUACAAGAUUGAUUAGGGGUUGAUAGCUCAGCUUACACGAUUUCUUAAAAAUCUGAAGUAAAAUUUCAAACUAACAAGAUCUAUGAUUACAAGUAUAGCAAGGUUGGCUUCAUUUUCAAAAACCUGUAGAAGAUUCCAUUUAGUUCUAAUACUUAGCCGACCGCAAAAUGAGCAUGCUAUGAAACAAUACACGAAAUACUUACGAAAUUCUUUUGAAUUUGGCUUGAGAGGAGCUUUAUGAAAACCUCUAAACAUUCGUAAUACUUUUAGAAAUUUUUAGGAAAUACUUAAAACCCUCAUGCUACAUGGAAAAAACUGCGUAAAAAAUAGAAGAGUGUAAUGUAAAGAGUUUUCUGCACUAAAGAUGUACAUUAAGAAGAAAUUGGUGUGAGAAAACAUUUUGAAACACACGCCUAACUUAAACACAAGAACUGAUCUUUAGUAUACAAGUAAUAUAUAUAAAUAAAAUAUAAUUCAAAAGCAUUAUAGAGAAAAAGAGAAUUCGUAAAUCCAGUCACCAUAAUUAAAUCCGUUUGUAGUAGUUUUGUUUAAGUGAAAAUCUCUUACCGAAGAUUUCCUUCAUACUAAUGGGCAUUUAAAAAAAAGUAACGAGAUAAAUAAGUAACACCACGCUUUUCAAUACCUUCGCUCUUUCAAAAUCGGCUCUCUACUAUUUACCUUUACGUACAUGCGCUCAGCUACACACCGGCUUAGGGGACAACAAAACAGUUUUUCCAUUUAAACAGUAACACUUUGUUUUGCAAUAGGCUUGAGUACGGUCAGUACGUUGCCGUUAGGAACUCCCUCCUUUUGAAUUCCAUCGUGAUGUUAAGCUUCUUUGAUGACACGAAAGUAUUUUUAUUGAGUUGGGCACUGUGUUGGACAGAAGAAAUCUUAAGCAAGUAGUUUUAAGCCGCGGUCGUCGAUGCAGCAAGACUUUAGAUGGAGCAAGACUUUAGAAGGAAAGCCGGAAAGUGUUUGCUGACUGUUAAACUUUUAGCGGGCCUUUGAAAUAUUUGUAAAUUGUGAAAGUUUUAUUUGGCUGAGACUAUCACCUUUUGUGAAAAAAAAUACUCACACAUAAAUCCAAUUUUCUAAAUCAAAUAUCUAAACCCAAAUUUCUCAAAACACAGAAGAAAUUCAACAACUACCUAAAGCUAAUAAAAAUGUAGGAUUAUCUGGCUUGAAAAUCAUAGCAAAUUUAAACGAUACAGGCACAAAGGAGGCAAAAUUUCUAACAAAUAAAGAAUAGUAACAAAAUUGCAGUAAGGUGGAAACCAUAAUUAAAGUAGGUGGCAGAACGAAUGUUAACAGGAAAAAGCAACAAAUAUACUAUUGAAAAACAUUACUAGCAGAGCAAAAUGCAUAGACAAAUUAGAAAGAGGGGAUUAGAGGAAAUAAAUAUAUAAUGAAAAGCAACAAUCAUAGAAUUUUUGCCUAAAAGGCCAGGCAACAUUUUAAGGAACAAUUACAUAAUUACAAGCAUGCAAGCAUAGAAGCAUAGAAACAUAGAAGAUGUAGGCUAAACACAUAGAUAAAGCAUAGUUAAAAGUAGUGAUUUGAAAAGAGAGCAAUAGCGCGCGAUAUUUAUGUAGCAAGGAUGUUGGGCGGACAUUUUACGCUGUGCCACAAUGCACAGUUAUACUGAAGUACUUUAAAAAUGUAAACGAAACAUCAAGUAUAAUUACAACAAUAAACAAAAGAGGCAAAAUAUGCAAUAAACUUGUAUUAUUAAAUUUAAUUUAUUUUUUAUAUAUAUUAUAAUGAUAAUAUACAUAUAUAUGUAAUUAAUAAUAUAAAUGCAAAUAAGUUAUGCCAUUAAAGAUAUACAAAAAAAAAAGAAAGCAAAACAAAAAAAAAAUACAGAAGAAAUAAGAAAAUUAAUACCAUACAGGAGAAGAAACAUAAAUAUUUGCAGAGCGAUAGCCAUUUUUAGAGAAAUUUUAUUGUUAUUGAUAUUAUUCUUACAUUUUAUAUGUAAUGUGUAUGUAAUGUUAAUUUAGUAACAAAUUAAUAAAUAAUGCGAAGAAAAUGCAAAGCUGUGGUGUUAAAGUAAGAAAAAAUAAGUACGAGGAAAAUGUACGACUUCACUUUAACGAAUCGACAGCGAAGAGAGGAAAACAUUUUUUAAUAAAAAAAGAAAAAAAAUAUUAUAAUGAUGCCACAAGAUGCCGUUUAAAUACAGGGCCUUCCAUAAUAAAACGAUUUUUAAUAUGUAAUUUUUAUAAAUUUAAGUAUUAAUUGUUGCAAAGUAAAGCUUACAUUUUCUUAGAUAAUUUUCUUGUAAUAUAUAAAUUCAAACCAAAAUUGAAAUUUAUUUAAAAUUAUUAUUAGUUUAUAUUAUUAUAUUUUUUUAACUUAAUUUUAAACCUGCAAGUAACUUCAAACUUGUUUUUGAAAAUAAUUUAAUAAUAUUUUCCAAAACGUUGGCGUUUCAAAGUGCUAUUUCUAAAAAAGGCAAUUAUAUUUUUGUCUUUUUAAUAUACUAACUAAAUUGUAACAGCAGACUAAGGGCAAAGCCUUCACUAAAUAAAAUAAAUAGCAAAAGCUCACAUUAGUAACAGCAAACUAAGUGCUAAGCUUUCACUUAUUAAAAUAAAUAGCAGAAGCUCUCAUACGUAGAUUAUACAACAAUUUUUAGAACAUUUCAAGUUUCGCAAAAUGCGAUGUUAAAGUUACCCAAUAUUAUUUUAUGUUGAAAUUAUAAAAAUUUGAAAAACGCUGUUUCGUUGCUGAGCUUUCAUCGCUAUUAAAAGCUUUCUCAAUUUCUAUUGAUUUAUAUUCCUUUCACCAUAUUUUCCUUUUAUUACAAUUAAAAUUAAUUGGAAAUUGUAAAUGAGGUUAUGUUUCCACCCAAUUAUUUAUGUAAUGCUGAAAACUAUUCUUAAUAAACGUUUUUUUUUGUCAACAAUUCAACACUUCUUGUUUUGCAUAAGCUUCGUUAUAAAUAUUAUAAGAAAAUUAUUUUGUUUUUUUUUCUGAGACGAGGAACUUAAGCAUGCUGACUUUACCAUAACGGUAUAGUUUUUAACUAUAAAACUUUAUAAGUAAAUAUAUAUAAAUGAAAAAUUAAACUGUAAUCGUAAAAAUCACUCCAAACUGCUCCAUGUAAAAAUAUUAUAAACUAUUAAUAUUAAAAUAAAACGCUAAGAAAUCGUUGAACUUGCAUACAUACACAACUUUAGAAAAAAUUAAAUAAAGUAAGGCAUAAUUAAAUAUAUUAAAAAGUACAUUUGUUUGUAACGUUGUUGAUUUUAAGUUAACUAUAUAUUUUGAAAGAACAAACAUCGAAAAUAAAAAUAUUAAUAUUACUUAAAUAUACCUAAAAGCCCCCAAAAGCCCCCAAAGAGGAAAAAUAUUUAUUUUCAAAUUAGUUUUGUUAUAAAAAAACACAGUUCUAUGUAAUUAAGUAGAAAAACUUUAGAGAAACUUAGUCUCAAUUAUUUUUUGGAACAUAAAUCACAUUCGGUCGAACUAACUACGGCACAUACAUACAUAAAUCUAUGUGUAUUAAAUAUGUAUAUGUAUUGAGUAAUCCAAAUCAACUUAGUUAUGUAUGUAAAUAUCUAUUGUAUACUGUAAGUGCAUAAGUGAAGAACCCCAUUAUUUAAUUCGUUUUCUAUAAGACUUGUUAUAGAUUUUAUUAAUAUUUAAUACCUAAAAACAAAACCAAAAACGAAAGUAAAUUGUAUACCAAACUAUGUAUUGUAUGUAUAUUUUAAGCGAGCCAUGCAACUUAAGUAAAGUCCAAACUUGAAGCCAAAAAUCGAAAUAUUUCUAAAAUGCUUAAACUAUACUUAAACUGCAGUCAUACCAAUAAAAAAUCGAAUUGCACCCACACAUACAUAGAAACCGACCUAAAUGUGUAUAUGUGAGUAUGUCCAAAUGGCUACUAUUCACUGUUUAUCCUCAACUUGUAAGAUAACUCAUUGUAGUGAAAUAUUUCCUCUAAAUAAUGUUUAAUUUCAUUAUGUAAUUUUCCAUAUGAAACAAGUUUUUUGUUAAUAAAAUAGAAUUUGUUGAA